This is a messenger RNA of Paecilomyces variotii, 2069 nucleotides long. RefSeq names its product putative DNA damage response protein Rtt109. NCBI's taxonomy places the organism in Eukaryota, Fungi, Ascomycota, Eurotiomycetes, Eurotiales, Thermoascaceae. The record is from RefSeq and is a predicted model, not a curated record. Gene Ontology annotation, cellular component: nucleus. Gene Ontology annotation, molecular function: histone H3K56 acetyltransferase activity. The coding region runs from base 94 to 1752 and encodes 552 amino acids. Gene Ontology annotation, biological process: DNA damage response. The transcript has a single exon.
AGACCAACUGAUGGCUUUGAGGACGGCGUGCAUAUGUCCCACGCUGUGCCCUAUUCUUACAUAGCUUAAACGGGGAAUAAUUGAAUCGUGCCAAUGUCAAAACUCGAGCUGGGUGAUCUCCUCGCUGAGGUACUCCCGAAGGAUGUGGGGAUCACCGUUCGCCAUGUCUCGACGACCCCAACCCAGUGCGACGCUAUCUUUUCGGCUCCUCCAGGAGAAGAGCCUGAAGUUACAUAUCGUGAAAGUCAUUUUCUAACCAUUUCUAUCAAACCUGGUGAGAAUGAAUGCCGCGAUAUCCUGGUCUUUGGCAUGGAGGUUUUGGUCUAUAGCACAGAUCGCCUUACGACCCUCUUUGUCUCCAAAGCCGAUUCUACCGGGUACCUGCAUCUGCUGAAAGCUCCACCGAAACUAUCUCUGCUCAGGACCAUUUCGACGACUUUUUUGUCGUAUUUGGUGAAGACCCGUCAGCGUCCCGGCAUCCGUCUGGUCUUGUCAUUGUUCGCGCGCGCGCAGAACCAGUACUUGUUUCCCGGAAGCAUUGACAAUUCAGGGAAGCAUAUUCUCGACGACAGAGGUCUGAUCAAAUGGUGGUGUCGCGCAUUCGAUCCCAUUCUGAGAGAACAUGAACCGGAAUCGUCGUCAAAGGAUAAGGCUAUACUCGACCAGACCGUCGAAUCUGCCAAAAGCUCCGCUACUGCCUAUUUGAUUGUACCGGGAUGCGACAAAUUCGAAACGAGGGCCUUCUUCCCGCCAACAGCAAAGACGGAUGAUCCAAACCGGCCAAGAUGGGUAAACUCGUAUCCAUUGCAUCAGAUUUGCAUGAAUCCAGAGGCUCCUCCGAGGUGCCUCGUGCCUCGAUUCCCUGAUGAUCCCAAAGCGCGCUUUCUCGAAGACUUGGACGAUGAGCUACCGACAUCAACGGAUGCAGGGAAUUCCUCUGAGACUGCCGGACAAUGGCGAAGCGUCAAGUCCUUGAGCCAAUUCUGGGAGCUGAUGGCUUUCCGGCAGGAAUGCUCGGCGGGAAGGCUUGUUGGGUUCUUAUGGUUGGUUGUCAACCCUCCAGGACUCAUCAAUUCAGAUGAUAUGGCUGGACACCAGACACGGACUUCUGCCGACGGUGUUCUUUUAUCUACUACACUUCCCACAGGGGAGGCGUCAGAAACAAUCGUCAAUCCAUCCGCUCCUUCUGGCGCAACACAAGAAGCAUUGGAAAAUCCUGUUCCACCGGAGAGUACUGAGGAUAAGGACAAACUUUCAGCUGCAAUCCCUCAGUUACCCAACGUAUCAGAAAGUAUCCCGCCUUCAAAUUGUACUGGUGGUACACACGCGUUCCAUUGGCCUGAAGCUGGCCGUGGACAUGUGGUCCUGAGUGACCGUGAUUAUAAGACUGCAAACGACUGUCUCAUUGAUCAAGACUUUGAAACGCAAGAACUUGCUGUGGCUAGUACGAAGACAUGGGUUGACAAAGUUGCCUCUCUCGCAGACGAGUUGAUCUGGGGUGAACGCGUGGUGGGAAAGAAAUCUAUCAACGAGGGUUCUUCGAGUCAGUCUGAGACGGCCAAUCUCAUGGAUAUCGGCCUCGUCCGCAAAAGGAAGAAGGAGGCAAAGGAUGACAACACCGCUGCCAAAACGGCAAGUGAUGCAGCUGGCCCAGAAGCUGCAGACAUAACAUCUAAGCCAGAUGGUUCCCAACCAUCGGGAACCGUUAAUGUUCUUAAUGCCAACUUCAUCAGGAAAAAGAAGAAGACAUGACGGAAAUUCGAGUCCAUAUCUAUUCGAGGAGGUUCGGAGUUCUAUCGGUUGUUUUAAAGAAAAAGCGAACCGGCUUUAGCGUGGAGUUGGAAGGGGAAGGGCGUUGGGAGGUCCAGGAGUUUCAUGCUGGCCUUCUUACAGGAUAUCCGCGGGAUUUGGGUGGUGAUUUUUGAUUGUCUUGUUUUUCUGCGUAACUCCUCAAUCUAAGCGUUAACUAGUUACCUAUACUAAAAUCGGAGAUGGUGCUAUCAAGGCUCAUACUCUAGGUUCCAGUACGGUUAGCCGCUAAUCCGUAUUACUAUUCCAUAUUGAUCUAU